GUUUGUAAACAAGUCUUGUUGUUAUGCAGUAUUGCGCACUACACUUUGUAUCAAUUUACGCACAUUGCAUGCAUGCGUUUUUAAAGUGUUCAAUUGAAAAUCAAUUAUAUACUAAUAAGUAACUUUAUGCCAAAUAAUUCAUAAAAUGGUCGAAAAAAUAUCAUAAGGAAAUCAAUUAUUCACUAGUAAGUAAUUUUAUUCCCAAUAGUUAAACAAUUUGUCGUUCAAUAAUAUCAUGAUAAGAAUAUAUAUAUUAUCACGGCCGAAUUUCUUAUGCAGAAGACUAGAGAUGAACAUUUAUGAUAAUGACAACAUCCACGAUAUCUUUUAAACAUAAAUGUCAGAAUUCAGUAAAACACAUGCGAUCUUUGAAUUAGUACUUCCAUACAUGCAUGUGGUCUUACAUAACCCCUCUCUCAAAGAUCACUGCCUCCUUGACAACAAACUCAUUACCAGAGGCUUUUCGUUUCGAUUUUCCAUGUACAUUAAAGAGAAAUUAGAACCAAAAAACUGCCUUAUCAGGACAGAUACGCAAUGAAGUAACAUUAAGAACAAAACUAUGAUGACAUUUUUUCAUUAAAGACGAAGCCGUUGGUGUUUUUUUUUUACCUUGCAUCAUAGAAUGUCAUUAAAACUUGAUAAUCCCCUGCUUUGUGAAAAAAAAGAAUCGACCGCAAACUGAACAUUUAAUCAAUAGGUUUACUAUAAACAAAGAUUUCUACUUCACAGUGUCACCAUCGAUACAUUUCAUUCUAGACAUGGAGCAGGUGACUUGGAUUUUCACAGAACAAGAACUGUCGAAGUGAAAGAAGUGAGUACAAGCAAAACACUUAUGGCAAACAGAAUGGAGGGGUAAACGUAUCUGAGCUUGGGAAUCUGCUGAGUUUUAAACCUAUCAAUAAAUGAUGCACGAUCUGCAACCAGGAAAAGCCUUCCUCUACUGGAUACCGACUCUCGCCAUAUUUCUGAUUAUGACAAUUUUUCUGAUUCUUUCCUUUUUGAGAUACCGUUUGAAGAAAGAACGAGGUAGACAGUGCCAGAGGGAUUAUUUGGAGCUAGCUUUCGCCACAAAGCGCCCGCGCAUUGGCGCCCUUAGCUGCCACACUCAUGGUCACCAUUGGACAGAGUUAAUGCAGAGCUUUUCAGUCAAUCAGAUAAGAAACAUAAUGAGAGAGUAUCAUGCUGAUCAUCAACAGCAUUUUGAAACCGUUGAAGAGGAAAGCGAUAGAAAUUCAGCAGGAUAUGAAAACGAUGUAUUUUACUCUCCAGCCAAAUAUGACAUUCCGCCAGCGCAUUUGGACAACGAUAGAUAUUAUGACCAAUUGUCCAAAAACUUGCAAAAAGAUAAAUCUCAACAUUAUAUGGGGCAUAACGAAAUCUCUUCUAGUGAAGAAAUUGCAAAAGAAAAUAACCCAACACAGGGAAAUCCCUACUACGAUCAAAGCUUUUCUGUUGCUAACGAAAAACCGAGAACAAGUGAGAAGAGACACAAAAAGCACAAGAAAAAGAAGAUACUCAGUUUUGAUACACGGAGAGACAAAGAGAAUGAUGCUGGUUUGAAGGAGUUAAAGAUUGCAAAUUCAGCCAUUAGAUCGCCAUUAUCUUUGAGUCCAGUUCAUUUUAAUACGAACCAAGGAACAGGAAAUCCGGCGUUUACUGUAGAUAUUGACUGUCUGUCGGAUAGUAAACCAGACGAAGGAACACUUAUUACCCACGGAAUCAACCCAAGCCAUUCGGCCGGUAAAAUCGACAAUCAAAAUUUACCGUCAGCAAAUCAGUAUUACAGUUGUGCUAGGAAGCCGCUUUAUGAUGAAAACGAAACACAGCCGGUUAAAGCCAAAUCAGACCUAGGCGACCGAUGGAGGAGUUUGCCUGAGCGGCCCCAUCAGGAGAGACUGUUUUGGUUGUCAACGUGCGAUGUACCACAGACGCCUAUCUGAUGCCGCCAUAAGGACAACUAUCCGUCCGUAAUCUUAUAGAUGUAUAUAAAUGUAUGUGAUGCCUGCAUAUGUGAUAUAAUUGAUGUCAUUCUUAUUGACUUAUGCAAAACAAGUAUAAGCUUUUAUCGUAUGAAAAAAAUAUAUCAUAUUUAUCAUACUGUUUUACAUCGUAUGUACAUGUAUUUAUCAUGUUGCCAUGUCUACCCUUUGUAUACAUGUAUGGUUACAUAUUGAUUCAUAUUGUUUUUUUAAAAAGUGUAUUAUUGAUUAAAAGUAAACACUAUCUUCCAUAAAAGUUUAAUAAACACACCGCUAUAUUUUGAAAUUAAAAAAAAUAAAAUUAAUAAUGCAUGUUUUAUCGA
Messenger RNA from Magallana angulata, 2302 nucleotides. RefSeq lists its product as uncharacterized. The transcript has 4 exons. The record is from RefSeq and is a predicted model, not a curated record. Bases 903 to 1940 code for a protein of 345 amino acids. Lineage: Eukaryota; Metazoa; Mollusca; Bivalvia; Ostreida; Ostreidae.